This is a messenger RNA of Daldinia vernicosa, 816 nucleotides long. RefSeq lists its product as uncharacterized. The transcript has a single exon. Lineage: Eukaryota; Fungi; Ascomycota; Sordariomycetes; Xylariales; Hypoxylaceae. Bases 310 to 756 code for a protein of 148 amino acids. The record is from RefSeq and is a predicted model, not a curated record.
CGAUUAUCUUCAAUUACUCUAGUAUAAUCACCCGUAAUAAAAGAUUAUUCAUCACAUGCCAAACCCCGCCAUGGAUACCUGGGAGCAUUGUUAGAAGCGAAAGCUCCUUUCGUAACCUAGAAAAUCAUGCUGCUGUGCGGCGCGGUUUUUAAUCCAUAAUCGAAUAUAAAAGGAACUGAUGCCUCUGCAGUGAUGUUUACUGGAGUUCAAUAAAAACAACAAGCACCUAUAUAACUACGCUAAAGACAGCAUCCUCUACAGCUAUACAGUCAAUACCAAGCACUCCCAUAAGAACUUUUCUUAUUUAAGAUGGCUAUUUCGUACGAAGUUGCGCAAAAAGUAAUCAACAAAAAGCACCUAUACUGCCGACUUGUCGAUACCGACCAAUUCCAAAAGCUCCAGGAGGAGGUUACCCUACCCGACGCAACGUUUACCUUUUACUCAGAUGGCAAAAUUAUGAAUGAGGGAGGAGUCGAGUUCAGCUGGUCGUCGGCUGCAGACUGGGCGAAGUACUUCGAGAACAGACUCAAGAACUCACAAGUAAUCCACCAUAUCGCGCCGCCGCAUCUGGAGCAGAUCAGCCCCGACGAGGUCAAAGCAGUAUUUGGCGUUCAAUUUUCCUCCGGUCCAAAGGGUUCACCCACUGAAGGACACUACAGCGGUGGAGGCUAUUACCACGAACUCUAUGUGCGGAAAGGUGACGACUGGUUUCUCAAGGAAUUGAAGAUGCACAGCACGUAUUUCAGAGUAGGAUAAUUUUAGAUAUACAAUAUGAAAAUACUCUACUGAGCGAUAAGCUCUGUCAAAAAGCAGUCC